Molecule: messenger RNA, 2007 nt
Organism: Perognathus longimembris pacificus (Pacific pocket mouse)
Lineage: Eukaryota; Metazoa; Chordata; Mammalia; Rodentia; Heteromyidae
Gene: Lysmd1
Product: LysM domain containing 1
Exons: 4
Coding region: 220-903 (227 amino acids)
Source: RefSeq, a predicted model, not a curated record
CUACAAACUCACGCAGACCUCACGCGCUUCGUCUGCAGCCACAGCCUACCUGGGUGGGCCUGAUUGAUUCCUAACCCUAGCAGGCGAAGCCCCGGGACGGGGCAGAGUCGGCAUGUUAGCGACCACCCGAAAUUUGGGGAUAAUCUGAGGAGAUUGUGAAGGAGGGUAUCUAGAGUUGAAAGGUCAGAGCCCCUGCCCCUGGGCAGGGUGAGGAGAUCGAUGGCUUCUCCCUCUAGACAGCCCCCGCUUGGGGGAUCAGGGUUGCUGCAGGGGAGUCGGGCUCGCUCUUAUGGAAGCCUGGUGCAAUCAGCCUGCUCACCAGUGAGGGAAAGACGCCUGGAGCAUCAGUUGGAGCCCGGAGAUACCCUGGCUGGCCUAGCACUCAAAUACGGGGUGACGAUGGAACAGAUUAAACGUGCAAACCGCCUCUAUACAAAUGACUCCAUCUUCCUGAAGAAAACCAUCUACAUUCCCAUAGUGACAGAGCCCAGAGACCUGUUCAACAGCUUGGAUUCUGAGGAAGAGAAAGAUGCAGAGGAAGAGGCACACUCAAGUAAGGAUGAAGCUCAUUCACACUCAGCUGAGAGGAAGACACGACAGACAGGUUCUGGCCGUGCCAAUGGUGAAGUCCCCUCUACACCUGGCCAAGAAUCGCCCCCACCCACCCAUGACCUCUCUGCCUCUGAUUUCCUUAAGAAGCUUGAUUUACAGAUCAGCCUGUCAAAGAAGGCUGCUGCCCGGAAGCUGAGAAAAGGGGAAAGUGGGGUACCUGGGGAACACACAGCUGUCCAUCAGAGCUCCCCUCGGAUGCAGCAACGAGCAGUCCUAGGUCCUGUGCCACUGACCCGGACCUCUCGGACCCAAUCCCUACGGGAGCAGGAGGAUGAGAUCUUCAAGCUCUGAUGUCCCCAGCACGGACUGAGAGAAGCAGGGUGGUAAAGAAACAACUUGAGGGGAAGAGGAGCCCGAGGUGAGGCUCAGAAACAUGGCCAUGCCGCCUGCCUCCCUCUACUCCAACCAUCUUCCCCAACCUUCUUGUCCAUCAAGAAUGCCUCCAUCUGGGGCAGUUAUUAUUGUUAUUAUUUUGAUAGGCGUAGGAGAUGGGGACUAGACUCCUUCCCAGUUUGGGAGCUGAAUCUAGAGUUGUCUUUUAGAUUCAAAAAGCUCUUAUAUUAUACCCUCCCUCCACCCCUUUGCCAUUUCCUGGCUUUAUAGCAGGGAAACUAGAGAUUCCCCUUCAACUUCCUCCCCAUCUCCAACUAAGUUACCUAACUUAUUUGGUGCUAUAUUGAAGUACUAUUUAUUUGCUGUAUCUAAUUCCUUCCCACUCAGCUGAUCCAGGGGACUUAGAGCUCCAGGGUGAGGGGGACCCCAGAGACAGGGAGUCUGGGACUGCCGGCUCCUCAUCUUCCCUGCCUCCUUAGCCAAGCUUGUUACCCAGGGCAAAGGAAUCAGUGAUGGAGCAUCGCUGCACAGAAUUGUGGACUCUACUGAGUCUUUUCCUCAGUGUCAAGGUAAAAGAUUUGAGCCGUCUUGACUAUCCUAACCCAUUACAGAUAACUUUUUCACAACAAGCAGCUGCCUAAGGACCUGCACCCCUUUUGCCCAGUCCCGUCCCCCCUGCUAGCCUCUCCUCUGCUCAGCCUGUGGGGUACUGAGGGAUGGGAAAUAAAUGCCUUGGGGCUUGAAGAGGAGGACAGUUGUAGGAGUCUUUUGGUAACGGCCCCCUUCCCAUCAGAGCCUAUCUAGGCCUUGCUCCUCACUGCAUAUUUAUUUGCAAUGUGUAGCACCGAUCUGAAGUACAGCUUGUGUGUGUGUGUGCGUGUGUGUGUGCGUGUGUGUGUCUUAAACAGAAAUAGUAAUCAAGGCAACCUCAGUAGUACUGGAAAUAGGCCUCAUUGUCCUGUGUGGAAAUGGUGAGGAGAUGAGAUAAGCGGUUUGUACACCUCCUUUCCUCCACAACGAUCCUAAGUCACAAGAAGCUGGAGAGAUUAAACGUUGAGCCCU